UUGGACGCCCAGCUCCACGCAGUUGUAAUGUUAAGAGGAUGCCUAAUCCCUUCACUGCCUGCCAGUAUCUGCUUUCUUUUUUGAUGGUCAACCUUUUUCUAUCCCGCAGUGCUUAUUCCAAUCCUAUCUCUCACUCAGGACCAUCCUCAGUGAUCAGCAACGAUGAUGACUCAGCUUCUCCUCUUCACCACGUCUCCAAUGGCAGUAACACUCCCUCCUCUUCAGAGAUGGGCCCUGAUGCAGUCAUCAUUGGCAUGACCAAGAUCCCAGUGAUAGAAAACCCGCAGUAUUUCAGGAGCACCAACAGCCUUCUCAAGACUGAUACAUUUGUGCAGCAUAUUAAGAGGCACAAUAUUGUGCUGAAAAGAGAGCUUGGGGAAGGAGCUUUUGGAAAAGUCUUCCUGGCGGAGUGUUACAACCUCACACCGGACCAGGAGAAGAUACUGGUGGCAGUUAAGACACUCAAAGAGGCCAGCGAAAACGCCAGGAAAGAUUUCCACCGCGAGGCCGAGCUGCUGACCAACCUGCAGCACGAGCACAUCGUCACUUUCUACGGAGUGUGUGUGGAGAGCGACCCCCUCAUCAUGGUGUUUGAGUACAUGAAACACGGAGACCUGAACAAGGCUCAUGGUCCAGAUGCAGUUCUGAUGGCAGAGGGCCAAACCACCCGGCCUGUGGAGCUGACCCAGUCUCAGAUGCUGCACAUUGCCCAGCAGAUAGCGUCUGGCAUGGUCUACCUUGCAUCACAGCACUUUGUGCAUCGUGACUUGGCCACCCGGAACUGCUUGGUGGGUGAGAACCUGCUUGUGAAGAUUGGGGACUUUGGCAUGUCCAGAGACGUGUACAGCACUGACUACUACAGGGUUGGUGGCCAUACCAUGUUGCCCAUCCGCUGGAUGCCCCCUGAAAGCAUAAUGUACAGGAAGUUCACAACGGAAAGUGACGUUUGGAGUCUAGGAGUUGUUCUCUGGGAGAUCUUCACCUAUGGAAAACAGCCUUGGUACCAGCUCUCCAAUAAUGAGGUCAUAGAGUGUAUAACUCAAGGCAGAGUGCUGCAGCGCCCCAGGACCUGCCCAAAAGAAGUGUAUGAUCUGAUGCUGGGAUGUUGGCAAAGAGAGCCACACAUGAGACUCAACAUAAAAGAAAUCCACGGCCUGCUCCUGAACCUGGCCAAAGCCUCU
Messenger RNA from Menidia menidia (Atlantic silverside), 1181 nucleotides. Lineage: Eukaryota; Metazoa; Chordata; Actinopteri; Atheriniformes; Atherinopsidae. The record is from the annotation of a GenBank genome assembly.